GACGAGGCGAGCGGCCCUAGCUAGCAGCCGCGGACAGAGUCGGCGCCCGCCGCGGUGGCGCGGGGAGCCCGAGCCCAGGGGCGCCGAGCCGAGCUGGGACCGAGGGGCGGUGGCAGAGGGACAGCGGAGGAGGGCGGGCGGGCGCGCGCAGGAGGGCGAAAGCGCGCGAGUAGGGGCGCACCGCGGUCAGAGCCGAACGCGAGGGCGGCGCCCGGGGAUUCUAGCCGCCAAGAGGAGCAGGGCAGCUGGCCCGGAGCUCUGAGCCCUGGCGAAUGCCAUGGCCCCACACUGGGCUGUCUGGCUGCUGGCAGUGGGGCUGUGGGGCCUGGGCAUUGGGGCUGAGGUGUGGUGGAACCUGGUGCCCCGGAAGACGGUAUCUUCUGGGGAGCUGGCCACGGUGGUGCGGCGCUUCUCCCAAACGGGCAUCCAGGAUUUCCUGACCCUGACUCUGACCGAGCAGACUGGCCUCCUAUACGUGGGGGCCCGGGAGGCCCUGUUUGCUUUCAGCAUAGAUGCUCUGGAGCUGCAAGGAGUGAUCUCGUGGGAGGCGCCAGCUGAGAAGAAGGCCGAGUGUAUCCAGAAAGGAAAGAGUAACCAGACCGAGUGUUUCAACUUCAUCCGCUUCCUGCAGCCAUACAACACGUCCCACCUGUACGUGUGUGGGACCUACGCCUUCCAGCCCAAGUGCACCUACAUCGAUAUGCUCACCUUCACGUUGGGGCGUGGAGAAUUUGAGGAUGGCAAGGGGAAGUGUCCGUAUGACCCAGCGAAGGGCCACACUGGCCUCCUUGUGGAUGGCGAGUUGUAUUCAGCCACGCUCAACAACUUCCUGGGCACGGAGCCUGUUAUCCUGCGUAACAUGGGACCCCACCACUCCAUGAAGACUGAGUAUCUGGCCUUCUGGCUUAAUGAACCUCACUUUGUAGGCUCUGCCUACGUUCCGGAGAGCGUGGGGAGCUUCACUGGGGACGAUGACAAAGUCUACUUCUUCUUCAGUGAGCGAGCGGUGGAGUACGACUGCUACGCAGAGCAGGUGGUGGCUCGCGUGGCCCGCAUCUGCAAGGGAGACAUGGGGGGCGCGCGGACUCUGCAGAGGAAGUGGACCACGUUCCUGAAGGCUCGGCUGGUGUGCUCGGCCCCCAACUGGCAGCUCUACUUCAACCAGCUGCAAGCACUGCACACUCUGCAGGACGCCUCCUGGCACAACACCACCUUCUUUGGGGUUUUUCGGGCACGAUGGGGCGAUGUGGACCUGUCAGCAGUCUGUGAGUACCAGCUGGAAGACAUCCAGAAGGUGUUCGAGGGGCCCUACAAGGAGUACCGUGAACAAGCCCAGAAGUGGGGCCGAUACACUGACCCAGUCCCCAGCCCGCGGCCCGGCUCAUGCAUCAACAACUGGCACCGCCACCAUGGCUACACCAGUUCUCUGGAGCUGCCCGACAACACCCUCAACUUUAUCAAGAAGCACCCGCUGAUGGAGGAGCAGGUGGGGCCUCGGUGGGCCCGGCCCCUGCUCGUGAAGAAGGACACCAACUUCACCCACCUGGUGGCCGACCGGGUGACGGGGCUUGAUGGCGCCACCUAUACAGUGCUGUUCAUUGGCACAGGCGAUGGCUGGCUGCUCAAGGCCGUGAGUCUGGGGCCCUGGGUCCACCUGAUUGAGGAGCUGCAGGUGUUUGACCAGGAGCCUGUGGAAAGCCUGGUCCUGUCCCGGAGCAAGAAGCUGCUCUUUGCCGGCUCCCGCUCUCAGCUGGUGCAGCUGCCCCCGGCUGACUGCAUGAAGUACCGCUCCUGUGCAGACUGUGUCCUUUCUCGGGACCCUUACUGUGCCUGGAGUGUCAACACCAGCCGCUGUGUGGCUGUGGGUAGCCACCCCGGAUCUCUGCUGAUCCAGCAAGUGGCGGUCUCAGACUCCUCGGGCAUUUGUAACCUCCGCGGCAGUAAGAAAGUCAGGCUCACGCCCAAAAACAUCACGGUGGUGGCGGGCACAGAUCUGGUGCUGCCCUGCCGCCUUUCUUCCAACCUGGCCCACGCCCGCUGGACUUUCGGGGGCCGGGACCUGCCCGCAGAACAACCUGGCUCUUUCCUCUACGACGCCCGACUGCAGGCCCUGGUCGUGAUGGCUGCCCAGCCCCGCCACGCGGGGGCCUACCACUGCUUUUCCGAGGAGCAGGGGGCACGGCUGGCUGCCGAAGGCUACCUGGUGGCUGUGGUGGCUGGCCCAUCGGUGACCCUGGAGGCCCGGGCACCCCUGGAGAACCUGGGGCUGGUGUGGCUGGCCGUCGUGGCUCUUGGAGCCGUGUGUCUGGUGCUGCUGCUGCUGGUUUUGUCACUGCGCCGGCGGCUGCGGGAGGAGCUGGAGAAAGGUGCCAAGGCGGCCGAGAGGACCCUGGUAUACCCCCUGGAGUUGCCCAAGGAACCCACCAGCCCCCCGUUCCGGCCUGGCCCCGAGACAGAUGAGAAACUCUGGGAUCCUGUUGGCUACUACUAUUCAGACGGCUCCCUCAAGAUUGUGCCUGGACACGCCCGGUGCCAGCCCGGAGGUGGGCCCCCUUCUUCACCUCCUGGCAUCCCUGGUCAGCCCCUGCCUUCUCCGACUCGACUUCACCUGGGGGGUGGGAGGAACUCAAAUGCCAACGGUUAUGUGCGCUUACAACUGGGAGGGGAGGACCGGGCAGGGCUGGGGCACCCGCUGCCGGAGCUCGCUGACGAACUGAGGCGCAAACUGCAGCAGCGCCAGCCACUGCCGGACUCCAACCCCGAGGAGUCGUCAGUAUGAGGGGAGCCCCCGCGGCAGCAGCGUGGGACGUGCAGCCCCUACUUUUGCACAGGCACCAGCUACCUCAGGGACAUGGCGCGGGCAUCUGCUCUGCCUGGGACACGUCCUGCCCAGCACCCGUCCGGCCAUGAGGACCUGCUCUGCUCAGCACGGGCACUGCCACUCGGUGUGGCUCCCCAGGACGCCAGCCUCACAGAAGGCCUCUUCCUCCUCUCUGUGUGGGGCUGUGAAUCAUGGACACAUGGGACCCCAGCAGCCAAAACCUAACAAGGCAGAAGUUAGGGGUGUAGGUGUGUGUGUGUGUGUGUGUGUGUGUGUGUGUGAGAGAGAGAGAGAGAGAGAGACAUAGUCUUCCUGUUUCUGUCAAGUCUUCCUUGGCCUGGGGUCUUCCUGGUGAGUCAUUGGAGCUAUGAAGGGGAAGGGGUUGUAUCACUUUGCCUCUCCUGCCCCCAUCUGUCCCUGGAGGGCAGUGAUGUACAUAUGGGGGUGGGCUGGGCAGCGUGUGUGCCCCUUUGGGGGAGUGCAGGGCCCUGGGGUGGGCCUGGUCCUGCUCCCAGGGCUGUGAAUGUUUUCAGGGUGGGGGGAGGGAGAUGGAGUCUCCUGUGUGUUUUGGGGGAAGGGUGGGAGGGGCUUCCCACUUGGCCCUGGGGUUCAGUGGUAUUUUAUACUUGUCCUCCUUUACAGGGCUGGGAAAGGUUGUGUGAGGGGAGGGGAGGGGAGGGGACUGGGCGGGCUUGCUGUGGAUAAAAGCAUGGCCUCUCCCAGCCCCAGGAGGAGGGCUCCUAACAGUGUAACUUAUUGUGUCCCCGCGUAUUUAUUUGUUGUAAAUAUUUGAUUAUUUUUAUAUUGUCAAAUAAAAUGAAAGAAAAUGAAAC
This is a messenger RNA of Condylura cristata (star-nosed mole), 3654 nucleotides long. It is a transcript of the gene SEMA4C, whose product is annotated as sema domain, immunoglobulin domain (Ig), transmembrane domain (TM) and short cytoplasmic domain, (semaphorin) 4C. Gene Ontology annotation, biological process: positive regulation of cell migration; neural crest cell migration; muscle cell differentiation. The transcript has 15 exons. The coding region runs from base 278 to 2779 and encodes 833 amino acids. NCBI's taxonomy places the organism in Eukaryota, Metazoa, Chordata, Mammalia, Eulipotyphla, Talpidae. Gene Ontology annotation, molecular function: chemorepellent activity; semaphorin receptor binding. The record is from RefSeq and is a predicted model, not a curated record.